Messenger RNA from Cannabis sativa, 1538 nucleotides. RefSeq names its product probable methyltransferase At1g29790. The record is from RefSeq and is a predicted model, not a curated record. Lineage: Eukaryota; Viridiplantae; Streptophyta; Magnoliopsida; Rosales; Cannabaceae. The coding region runs from base 1 to 1401 and encodes 466 amino acids. The transcript has a single exon.
AUGCCAAAACAAAGUGUUGUAUCGAAGUUAGGAACAUGGAGAGGAAUUCACAGGUCACUCGUAGUACUGGGCACACUUAGUCUUUUCAUUUUGGUCGCCACUUUCUCCAAAGUCUACUCUUUCAGAUCAUCAAUCCUCGUAGCUAAUACGUUCUGCAAUCAAGAACACACUCAAAGCCAAUCCAUGACCCAAAUCCAAGUGGGAGAAGCACUUGAUAAAGUUAUUAAGAUGAUCCAUAAAGAGAUUCAAGAGUUUGAAAAUACACCAACUACAGAUUCUUUAAUAAAACGACAUACAUUUUUGGCUGAUAUACUGGGUCUUAUCGAGUCAGUCAAAGAAUCUUUGCCUGAGAUUCAACUCAACCCUCCCAUCAAUCAAACCCAUCAUUUGUUGGGAUCCAAGCAACUAUCUGAUAAGCCAGAGAAUCAUUUUUUGAUCGAAGAGAUUCGCAAGUACGUGAAGAUGAAACCCAACAGGCUAGGGAAGCAGAAUUUCAUGGGAGCUAAUGGAACUUUUACAAGCAUUGGUCAUGCUUGUUUCGCCAUGAGAAAGGAUCUGGAAGAGUAUAUGGAUUAUGACAUUGGUGAUAUCUGCAACGAUGACUGGAAACUAGCCCAGAAGCUCAUGGUUCAUGGAUGUGAUCCGCUACCUCGAAGGAGAUGCUUCUCCAGAGCACCGCAGCUAUACGACAAGCCUUUUCCCAUAGAAGAGUCGUUGUGGAAACUCCCAAACAACAGAAAUGUCCGAUGGAGUCAGUACCGAUGCAAGAAUUUCACUUGCCUAGCAGCCAAUUCUACUCGAAAGGGGUUCUUCAAGUGCGCAGAUUGCUUCAAUCUCUCAAAUCACGAGAUGCCCAGAUGGGUUAAACUAGAGAAUCCGAAUGAAGACAGUGCAGAUUUUCUUGCACACCAAGUGCUCGACCUAAAGCCUGGGGAGAUUAGAAUUGGCUUGGAUUUCAGCGUUGGGACUGGAACUUUUGCAGCCAGGAUGAGAGAAUUUAACGUGACUAUAGUUACAGCUACAAUCAAUUUUGGGGCACCCUUCAGUGAGAUGAUAGCUCUUCGGGGACUGGUCCCACUCUACUUAACGAUAAAUCAACGGCUGCCCUUCUUUGACAACACUCUUGAUUUGAUCCAUACCACAAGAUUUCUAGAUGGUUGGAUUGAUUUUGUGCUGCUGGACUUUGUUUUGUAUGAUUGGGACAGAGUGCUUAGGCCCGGUGGUCUCUUGUGGAUUGAUAGCUUCUUUUGUUUGAAGGAUGAUUUGGAUGAUUAUUUGGAGUCGUUUAAGAUGUUAAGAUACAAGAAGCAUAAAUGGGUUGUGGUACCAAAACUUGAUAGAGAUGAUCGAGAGGUUUUCUUUUCUGCUGUACUUGAAAAACCGCCCAGACCAUUUCGGUAAUUGCAUACACAUUCUUUUUAUUAUAUAUUUGUAAGUAUUAUGCAGUAACACGUCGAUACCUUCUUGACUGUUUUAAUAAGAACUAUAACAUGUUCUGUUUGAAGAUAUUAAUAAUAGGAUCAUUUGUGAACACGAAA